This is a messenger RNA of Aspergillus tanneri, 1506 nucleotides long. RefSeq lists its product as uncharacterized. Bases 1 to 1506 code for a protein of 501 amino acids. The record is from RefSeq and is a predicted model, not a curated record. The transcript is spliced from 3 exons. NCBI's taxonomy places the organism in Eukaryota, Fungi, Ascomycota, Eurotiomycetes, Eurotiales, Aspergillaceae.
AUGGAUCUCGUCGGCUAUCCAGGCGGUUGGCUUGCAAUCGAUGCCACUAUCAGAAAAUACGAUGUCCUCCCGGAGCUUCAAUUAAUGGUCCCUGUGAACGUUGUGAGAAUGCGGGAGCGGAAUGUAUCUUUGAGCCCCCUCGCCGACCUGGAAGGCCCAGCCAGAAAUCGCAAAGAAGUGCAAGCUCAUGUGGCCCCAAUUUCACCACUGCCACAUCCCCAAGAAGCACUUACAGCCGCGACCGCAUCCACACCUUCUCUGGCGAAUGUUGAUGAAAGGGGAGUAUCCGACCUUCAGCCGGAGCCACUACUUGGUGCUCCUUCUAUGAGCACCCCGGAAGACGCACAAGUCCAUGUCGCGCGGCGCCAAGCCACAGAACUGCGUGAAUUAAAUCGUUCAGCCAUUAUAACCACAAACGGAUUUAGCAGUUCCGCAGAUUGUGACUCGCCUUCCUCUCUCAGCAACACACUAUUGGACGUCGAGAUGCUGAAGGAUUCCAUUCCAUUAUUUGAAGAAUACACGACUGGGGCGCAGGAUAAAUGGCUGAGGCUCAGCAACCCAUCUCAUCUUGAUCCUACUGAGUUCUCUUUUGGCUCAUCCGUCGAUAUAUUAUCGGAGCCCAAAUUCACCAGCGAGUGUUCAAACCAGCGCAGCUAUACAGAGGACGUUUGGUUUCAGGAACUGUCCAAUCUUAGCACAUCUUUGUACCAACAUUCGCGCUCCUUCGACUCCAAACAAAGACAUCAGAAUCAGCUGAAUUCAGAUUCGGUACCAGGUGCAGGAUCGGCAGAGCAGGACUCCGUACUACCGAUCGAUCGAGUCCUGGCUUUGACCCAGGCCAUGAGUGAGACUCUCAGUAAAUGGCCAGUUGUAACCAUGACACCAUACAGUGCAGCAGGCCAUGGACCUCACGGUGGGUGUCCGCCAGUGAGCUCACUCUCGCAAGGUGAUGGUGGAAGUGAUGGGACCAGUGCGAAUUCCGCAACCGGAGGGAACGACCAGCUGGCUCCCACUCUCGACUGCCCAACUGCCCUCUUAAUCCUCGCAUGUUAUUUGAGGCUACUGCAUCUUUACAAUACAGUACUGCCCCAAUUACAUGACUGUUCACCAACUCCUGCCUCAGUUCAAUCAGCCCCAUGCCAAGGCAUGGGAUCACGGACACCACUACAGUUCCAGAUUGGCUGCUUUUCGGCCUCUCCCACUUCAUCCCUGCAGUUACUUUUGCACCUGACCUCCCAUUUGUUAGAAAAUGUUGAGAUGGCCAUUUCACGUGUGGCUUCAAGCCUGAAUACGCAAGGGUUCAGCUCUGACAGCAUGGACCAACCACCCACCGCAUCUGAGUGUUUUACAUCCAACGGGAUGAGCUGGGGGAUGCCCGACGAGUUCAGCCAUUCCCCAGCCUUUGCGACUGUCGCCAAGGCCGCUGUAGUGGAAGCCAAGUCUGCCCAGCAGGCAGUUCGCAGGCGGCUCCACCAGCUCCAACGUGAAUUAAGCAGGCCCAAAUAA